This is a messenger RNA of Arachis stenosperma, 573 nucleotides long. Its product is annotated as ethylene-responsive transcription factor WIN1. The record is from RefSeq and is a predicted model, not a curated record. Gene Ontology annotation, molecular function: DNA-binding transcription factor activity; DNA binding. Gene Ontology annotation, biological process: regulation of DNA-templated transcription. Bases 1 to 573 code for a protein of 190 amino acids. NCBI's taxonomy places the organism in Eukaryota, Viridiplantae, Streptophyta, Magnoliopsida, Fabales, Fabaceae. The transcript is spliced from 2 exons.
AUGGUGCAGUCAAAGAAAUUCAGAGGUGUCAGGCAACGCCAUUGGGGCUCUUGGGUUUCUGAGAUUCGCCACCCAUUAUUGAAAAGGAGGGUGUGGCUUGGAACAUUUGAAACUGCUGAAGAAGCAGCAAGAGCAUACGAUGAAGCAGCUAUUUUGAUGAGUGGAAGGAACGCCAAGACUAACUUCCCAGUUUCAGAGAACAAUAACAAUAACAACAACAGUUCCAGUGGCACUGCUUCUUCUUCAUCUUCAUCUUCCACAACAACAUUCUCUGCAGUUCUUAGUGCAAAGCUGAGGAAGUGUUGCAAGUCCCCAUCACCUUCUCUCACGUGCCUCAGGCUCGACACAGAGAAUUGCCACAUUGGUGUGUGGCAGAAGCGGGCCGGGCCUCGCUCCGAAUCCAACUGGAUCAUGAUGGUCGAGUUGGAAAGGAACAACACCACCACCCCCCUCACCACCCAACCUGCUUCUUCUUCCUUGAAGCCAGAGGAAGCCACCAAUAAUAACGGUGGCUUGGAUGAGGAACAGAGGAUUGCCCUGCAGAUGAUAGAAGAGCUUCUCAAUAGGAAUUAA